CACCACUUGGUGGCGGUAAGGAGCCACGUUGUUGUUUGCCUACCGCCAUUAAAAAGGAAGAAGUGAGGGGGCAGUCCAUGACGAACGGCACGGCGUUGUGACGUCAGCGUGCGCUGUGGUGUGGUGUUGGAGGCAGCGUCUCAGAACUACUCCAACUGUAGGUAAAUACGAGCCCUUAAUGCGCGUGCAGGUCCCCCGCCUUGUCGGUAGUCCAGAUGUCUGUCCGGGUCAGCUGUCUGUCGUUCCGCCAGCCGUACGCCGGUCUGGUUCUGGACGGGGUGAAGACCGUCGAGAGCCGCUGGCGGCCCGUUCUGCCCGCCGUGGAGGAGCGGACCCUGGCGGUCCACAUCGCGCAGAGGGACUGGGAGGGAGAGGACUGGAGGGAGGUGCUGUCCGGGGCGCUGCACAUGGACCCGUUCCAGAUCCGAACGCUCCUGGAGUCCGGCGAGCGGUACGGCCGCGGCGUAGUGGCGGGCCUGGUUGAGGUGGGCGAGACCUGGUGUUGUUCGGCCUCUCUGCCAGACGAGGACCUGCGUGACUUGGAGAGACGGGCUCUUCUGGUUGGUCUACAGGACAAGUUUCUGACCCGCUUGUCCAACCCGCGCUGGUUAACGACGCCACUCUUCACCAAGGGACACAAAGACAUCUGGACUGUAGACAUCCCAAUAUCUUUUCUGCCCCCCGACACGUACGUACACACAUAUCCAGGACUCGGACCGGCGCCAGGAACUGGACAGUGACUUUGUGAACUGUCACAGUUCCUGGGUUGAUAUGUUUGGUUUCAGUUUUCUCAGCAGUCUUUAUGUUUUAACAAGACUGCGCCCAGCUUCAGGUCUGAUCUUUUCCACACACAGCAGUGUGCCACCGGUGGGUGGGUGGGGUGCAGGGUAGCUCGUACCUGGCGGGGAAGGACGAGGGCGAGGGCCUGCUGCAUGGCCAGUAACUACUACAUGCGAGGCAGGAACUGUCCUACAGUGUGUGUGGGAAGGUACUUCAGUGAAGCCAUUCUGGGUCGAAGUGGUGGAGGUCCUGAGCAGCGGGUCUGGCUCUGUAGCCCCCCUGACUCCUGCUUUAUGUCCACUAGGGGACAGCACUCAAACGCCAAACAUAUCCAAAGGUGUCAUGAUGGGUUUGGUCACAGCUUCCAGAAUCACCUGGACACAUGGAAAACAGCUACGUCUCCAGAUCCCAAAGACUGGCUAACUGCAGGGAUUGAGACUGCGUCCUACGAGUCGAUGCUCAGCAGGUUAAAAGGCAACAUGGAAGAUGGGCCUACCCCCCGGGAUCUUUUUUGGACUCAUAAAGCCUGAUGGGGGUCUUGCUUAGAUCUGAAGUACAACCAAGAGCCCUGAGUGACUGUGGCACGCUGCCUCUGCUCCUCACUACACACCGAGUUCCUUACUUCCAUGUGCACACUUGUUUUUACUUGUUCUGUAUUUUACUCCUCUUUUCAUGCCAUGUCUAAUGACGUCCGGGCCCUGAAGGGGCAGCGUUUGUUGGAGCAGUGAACCGCCAGUCUUCCUGUUUCUGUUCUUUCUGAAAAGUUCAAUAAAAAUUUUAA
Molecule: messenger RNA, 1561 nt
Organism: Lampris incognitus (smalleye Pacific opah)
Lineage: Eukaryota; Metazoa; Chordata; Actinopteri; Lampriformes; Lampridae
Exons: 2
Coding region: 216-740 (174 amino acids)
Source: RefSeq, a predicted model, not a curated record